Messenger RNA from Psilocybe cubensis, 4047 nucleotides. RefSeq lists its product as uncharacterized. Gene Ontology annotation, cellular component: trans-Golgi network. The transcript is spliced from 14 exons. The record is from RefSeq and is a predicted model, not a curated record. NCBI's taxonomy places the organism in Eukaryota, Fungi, Basidiomycota, Agaricomycetes, Agaricales, Agrocybaceae. Bases 1 to 4047 code for a protein of 1348 amino acids.
AUGGACACGCAUGCCUUUGCUUCGCUUGCACAUAUCCGAAUUCUGCUUAUACCCGUCGGCUUGAUACCACGAUCUUCUUUCGAUGUUUAUGCUGAGGAAAUACGAAGUUUCGACUCGAUCAGGCUGGGAGAAAUUCCGACAGAUACCAGAGAUGGAAGAGCUGCUCGCUUUCUCCCUAAUCCUUUGUCGAAAGGAAACAUACUUCUAAGUUUUCCAACGCAUCCUCCACCUCAAUCACACUCCCUACUUUCUCUUGUUCGGCCAUCACACUUCCCACUUGCAGUCAUCGGCGUUGCAACAUGUUCCCAAUCUGAAUCCUCGAAAUCCCUUUAUUCACAGUUCCGUUCAUCCCUCGCAGACAUAUUUCCAUCAGGAAGUACCUAUCCUCUGGUAACCAACUGUUUUGCGUUCGAAGAUGUAGAAGGCACAGCGAACUUAGAUCCUGGAGAAACCCUACCAGGCCUGGUGACAGUACCCUGCAUAAAGAAUAGGAAGCUUCACAUCGGAACAUUGCUUGGAGUGCUGUGUUCACAAAUUCUUACGGAAUUUGGGGUGUUGGUGCAAGCUUUAGAAACACCCCUAGGCAACGAAUAUCUCAAUGCAUCGUUAAUGCCGUUCCUCCCUCCUGUAGCCGAAUUGCCAUCAUCUUUGAAUUCUUUCUCCAGGACUGAAUCAUCGCCAAGUAUAAAUUCACAUAACAGCUCACCCGACAUUUCACGGUCUUCUUUUAGUCUCGCUGCAGCACCCGCUAUAAAACGCAAUGCGUCGUCUGCCAACUCCAGCACGGCUAGACAAUCCACAUUGGGUGUACAAGCACAGAAGAAGAGACUCAGUACCAUUGGUACAAGCUCUUCACAUGGCCGACUCUACAAAAUGCUCGGGGACUUUUUCCUUCUUUCUGGAAGAACGGAAGAUGCAACAAUCUGGUACAAUGAAGCAGUCCAACUAUUCAAAAGCUCUCAUGAUCCGCUAUGGUAUGCUUGCACCUUGGAGGGAAUGGCGACUAUCGCAAUAAUUGAUGCAUGGUCAGUGGGCCAUGGUCUGAACAAUUCUGUGACCGCUGUUAAAGAACCUUGGACAGAUGUCAGUGACAGACUACAACAAGCCAUCAACUUAUACCAGAAAACGCCGGCCCCUGAUGGCGAACAAAUGCAUUCUUUGCUUGCGUAUCUCUUCUGUGGAUGUGUACUUCGACAGACAUCCCUACUGUUUUCUGUAUGGUCUUCUAAAGGCUGGGGUCCUCUUGCUUUCACAAUCAUGCUUCAGUCAGGUACUAAGCCGCAGCUACCUCCAACUCUGUUAUCAGACGACAGAGACCAAUGGUUGAUUUUGGAACGCUUGAGCUCAAUCACCGGAAUUUCGCGGGCAUCAAUAUCAUCUGCGUUGAGUCAGUUACACGGACCCUGGUUGUUACAUCUCGGGCAACGGGAGCGGAUUUCCAUUCUGGAGACAAUGGCCAGCUUUUAUUCAUGUCUGGGGUAUCACCGCAAAGAAGCCUACAUUCUUCGAGAAGUAUUGGGUUGUAUUCUGGACCUCAUGGUUUGUGGCCGGGAAGAAGAUGGUUUUUCCCAACCAACUGCCCAAAGCGCAGGUUUGGGUAUUCACAAUGUCCACGCCGGUGCCGGGGGUAACUGGGGAACGGUUGGUGUACGGUUGAGUGAAAGCUCUGCAGGAAAUGAAAGUGUCCUUCGUUUGCUGAAGUAUGUUUGCAAAGUGCUGGGCAUCAAUUUGGAGUCAGUGGGAUUAGUGGAGGGCACUAAGUCACGCGAAUCCCCAAACCCUCCGUCUUUGGAUGAUUAUGACGAAGAUAUCAUCGAAGAACUUCGACAACCCUGUGGCUGGCCUGAACUACAAGUCGGCGUUGUUCGCGAAGCUGUUGCAGUUGCAGAGGCAUUACCCGAUUUUCCUACUGUUGCUCAAUUCGCCCUUUCAUCGUUAAAAACACUUCAGACUGUCCUGACUUCUGGAGACCAAUACCAUCUAUACUCUACUGCCUCACGAGCGUUGGUAACAGCAAGAAGAAGAGGGGAUUCCCGAGCUGUUGAGUACUGGUCAGGUAGGCCUAUUGUCAGCAUGUCCAUUGCACCGUUACCGGCAAUACGGAUCCCUGUCGAGAAACCCCGGUCAAUCCAACACAAAAUUGGCGAUUUAAAGCCCCUUGUGCAAGGGAUUGUUGAUCCGUUUUUGUACAAUCCUAGAAAGGCGACAGCAGGCAAAGAAAAAUCACUCGUUGUGAAAAAUGAAGUUCUGGAAUUUGUGAUUACCUUGCAAAAUCCCUAUAUCUUCGAUCUAGAGUUGCAGGAGCUGUCAUUAAGGCAAGUGCUCUGUACCUCAGGGGUUGCAUUCGAAUCCCAGCCUCUCCGGGUGGUAAUUCCAGCAAACACCCUCCACCAAGUAGUUCUUUCGGGCAAAGCAACAGAUACCGGCACCCUCACUAUUCGUGGUUGCUUUGUUCAGGCUCCAGGAGGAGUGGUCCGAGAAUAUAUUCUACCUUUGUACACAGCCCAGGAAGAGGAACGCAUUUCACGAAAACGAAGAGCAAUCAAUUCAGAAAAUGGUCGGUCGAAAUAUGCAGGAUUGGAUUAUUAUCACGGGACGAAACAAGAAAAACGUUCCAGCAAAUCCCCCGCAGACGCCUCCGGUCCAUCAUUUAGGUUCCUAGAAUGCAAAGUUGUCCCAGAGCAACCUCUCCUUCGCAUUCGGCGAAGCUCUAUCACUCAUGGAGCAUUAAUGUUGUACGAUGGCGAGAAGUCGUCGAUCAGGUUGACCCUUGAAAAUGUCUCACCUAUCACUGUAGACUUUUUACAUUGUGCAUUCGAAGAUUCUACGAUCGAACCUGCCCAGAAGGCCCUGGCAGAAGGAAACCUUUCGGUCUCUGACACUUAUGAAACGGAGUUUAAUCUAAUCCACAAACCAGUAUUUUCGUGGGAUCAAGAUGAAGCAAAGACUAUCGCACCUAAUCACAUCUUAACCCUGACGGUCGAAUGUUACGGUAAAGUUGGCUGUAACAACGGCGUUAUUCACAUUUCAUACUCUCAUGCCGAAGACCCAAAUCUUCAUGACUCCGACGUAUUCUAUGUUCGUCAGGUGUCAUACCCACUUAUGGUAACGGUCUACCAUAUGCUUGAAUGUAAUGGGAUGGAUUUGUUGCAAUUCCCUUCAUAUCCCCUGUCUCUGCUCCGAAAUAACCAUCCCAAAAAUGCCCGAAUGAGUUCCCUUCACUUUGAAGAUGAUACUGGCUGGUGUUUAUUUUCAAUUGAAGUACGGAAUACAUAUGGAUCUCCCUUCGAUGUCGCCCUGAUUCGAACCCAACAUGGAGAAUCCGCAGCAUCAUCGACGACGACAAUUCCACCAGGUUCCGUUUCUCGGCUCGUAAUUCCGAUCAAGAAAAUUCUGCUGGAAGAAGAACAACUUUCAAAACCGAUCCCAACUUUGUCUGAUAGGCAGUUUGUUCUGGCCCAGUCAAGCUUGUCAGAAGCUGACCAAAGGGCACAACGUGAAUUAUUCUGGUAUCGGGAGGAAUUGUUCAAAUGUGUUCGGGGUCGUUGGCACGAGACUGGCGGAACUAGGUCAGGGGAACUAUCCUUCAGAACUCAAAGGAUGACAUUGCCAAUGCUUGAAGUCUUCCGACUAGAAAUCGCUCGCGUUUCUUUGUCAUUGGGGUCGUCUUGCGAUGGAACUACGCAACAGCAAGCAAACCGCAACGGGUCACGUCAUUACCCUAAAGUUAACGAGUUCGUUGAAUUGAAAGCAACAGUAUCAUACUACCAGGACUAUAAACUGAUAACACUGGUAGCAUCAUCCCUCGUAUUCACAAUGGAAUUGGAAGCAAAUCCUUCUGAAUACAUCAUCUAUGAAGGAGUGCUGAACGAUCUUCCUGUGGGACGCCUUGAAAGUGGCGAGUCUCGUGAAAUCACGACUUCUGUGUGUUUCUUGGCGUCCGGGCAUUUCGAGAUAUCCGCGCUAGUACGUGGAUUUGGAGGGGCAACUGCAGAUAGCAGGGUAGCUAGAGCACACAUAACUGCGAUACUCAAAGAUGACCCAUAG